Molecule: messenger RNA, 1053 nt
Organism: Ipomoea nil (Japanese morning glory)
Lineage: Eukaryota; Viridiplantae; Streptophyta; Magnoliopsida; Solanales; Convolvulaceae
Product: 14-3-3 protein 10-like
Exons: 4
Coding region: 148-900 (250 amino acids)
Biological process (GO): signal transduction
Cellular component (GO): cytoplasm
Source: RefSeq, a predicted model, not a curated record
CAACAGAAAAUAUCUGCGGGUAUAAAAGUUUAAUGCAAUCGGCAGUUGGUUUAGGAAGGUUUUUGAAUUCUGGCUUUCUCGCUCUAAAACUUUUCACUGAAAGCGCCAAGUAAAUCUUUCUUGCCGAUUUCUCUCACUACAACUGCAAUGGCGGGCGCCAUCGGCGAUAAUUUCACGCGAGAGCAGUACGUGUUCAUGGCGAAACUCGCCGAGAAAGCGGAGCGAUACGAGGAUAUGGCGAAGUUCAUGGGCAAGCUGGUUCGCAGCUGCACUCCUGCCGGUGAGCUCACAGUGGAGGAGCGAAACCUUCUCUCCGUCGCAUAUAAGAACGCCAUCGGCUCCCUUAGAACGGCGUGGCGCAUCAUAUCCUCCAUCGAGCAGAAGGAGGAGACCAGGAGGAGAGACGAUCACGUCGCCCUCGUCAAGGAUUACCGUGCGACGGUGGAAACAGAGCUUUCGCAGGUCUGCGCCAGCAUCAUUGAGCUGCUCGACUCCAAUCUCAUUCCCUCGACUCCCCCUGGCGAGUCGAGGGUGUUUUACCUCAAAUUGAAGGGCGAUUACCACCGCUACCUCGCCGAAUUCCUGGUUGGAGACAAGCGCAGGGAGGCUGCCGAUGCUACAAUGACCUCCUAUACGGAUGCUGAGGACCUUGCUCUAUUCGAUCUGCCUCCAACGAAUCAUAUCCGGUUGGGUCUUGCCCUCAAUUUCUCAGUGUUUCAUUAUGAGAUUCUUAAUUCAUGCAGUACGGCAUGUGAUAUGGCAAGACGGGCAUUUGAUGAAGCCGUAGCUGAGCUGCCCACUGCAGUAGUGAAUGAGGAGUGCACUAUACUAAUGCAACUUCUACGAGACAAUCUCUCUCUUUGGAGUUCAUCUUCACGGGAUCAAGUGGACGAGUCUUGAUCAUUUAAUCUCUUAUUAGGAUGUGGACUUGAAUUGAAUUGUCAUUUGUUCCGUUACUCAUUUUGUGUUGUUUGUGAAUAGUGUUCAUAACCUUGAGAUCAUAUCUUUUAUGUCUGACUAUUAAUACUCUUCAGUUUGAUACUUCUAUAUCCG